Messenger RNA from Schistosoma mattheei, 811 nucleotides. The record is from the annotation of a GenBank genome assembly. NCBI's taxonomy places the organism in Eukaryota, Metazoa, Platyhelminthes, Trematoda, Strigeidida, Schistosomatidae.
AUGAAAAGUUUACUUGGCGAUAGACACAUUGACAAUAAUCUCUUUUAUCAACUGUGGCUCCGCCGACUCCCUGCAAAUAUACAGCAGAUCCUAGCUGUGGGAGAUACGGAUGCUGAUUUAGACAAUAUAGCAAAGAUAGCCGAUAGAAUAUACGAAAGAAGCAAGCAAGCAAGCCCUCCACUACACAAUGUGACGGUAGACGAUAGACUUGAUACUCUACAGAAGGAAAUAAAUGUUUUGUGCCGAAAACUCUCAGAGUUAACGCAGAGAGAAAAGCCACGAAGGUCAUCGCGAGAUCGUUCGCGUGAAAGGACCCGGUCAACUUCUAGACGACGCACAACUCCCGCGAUAUGUUGGUAUCAUCAAAUGUUCGGCUACAGGGCCAGAAAGUGCCUACAACCUUGUAGAUUUAACAGGAAUAGUAACCGAUACCCACGAGUAUCAAUGGCAACAGCAUCAACACACAUAAUGCCUGAAAAUAGUCGCCUCUUUUAUAUACAAGACCGGACCACUGGCGCACAAUUCUUAGUUGACACUGGAGCGGAAAUUAGCGUAGUACCUCCAUUUAACGAGGAAAGAAAAAACAUUAACCCGUCGUUAGUGCUAAGAGCAGCAAACAAAUCAGAUAUUAAGACAUAUGGUAAACGGAAAUUGUCCCUAGAUUUUGGACGUGGCGCUUCAUACCGUUGGAACUUUGUCAUAGCAGACGUAUCGAUGCCCAUAAUAGGCAUAGAUUUCUUAUGUAACUUUGACCUGCUAGUAGACUCUAGACGACACAGACUUAUAAACGGCAGUCAAACCACUUCGAUAA